CACAACCACAAACCUUUUGUUUUCGCACUUUAAAUACUCCUUUAUCUUGUUCGUAUAAAACGACACGUCGUUUCACUCUCAUCGAACGCAUUCACGACACGUCGUUUCGUUAGUUAGUUAGUUUUAUUAGUUUUAUUCAUUUCGUCAUCAUCGUUUCGAAUUUCGUUGCAUCAUAGAACUGGUGCAAAAAGAACUGAAGAACGAAUCUUCAAUGAAAUGAACUUCGUUAUUGCUAAAAAUCCUAUUCAUUUUUUCAAUUCUUAUUCAUCGUGCUUUCUUAAUCGUUCUCGUGUUCCUUCGUUUCUUCUUCACAGUUCAAUCACAAAAUGGACACGUGGCACCAAAAUUCUCAGAUUAAGUGCUACAUCUUCAUCUACUUCAACUAUUUAUGGUGGUUGGGAUGAACUUGCUAGCUCAGAAGUUUCCGGUGAGUUUGAUUCGUUGCGCAAUUUUCUUGUUUCAGUUGGAAUCGAUGAUAAGAAGAAUGCUUUCGUUUUCCUCAUGGGGAUUGUUUGUGCUAUGGCGAUUUCUAGGGUUAGGGUUUCUUCUGUGCUUAUUCUUCCUGCUUCGGCUUUUGUUUUCGCCGUUGGUUACUAUGUAGGGUUUUUUCGAAAUGGAAUUUUGUCGAUUGGUGAUGUGAGAGUGAGUGGAAGUAGUAAGAGGAAAGAAAAAGAUGAGAAUUUGAAUUUGAAUGAGAAAUUGAAAAAUUUGGGUGAAUUUUUUGAUGAGAUUGAUGGUGUGGUUAAUAAUAUGAAAUGUGAUUUAGAAAGUUCUAUUAAGAAUAAAAAGAUUAAAAUGGAUGAUUUGUAUGGUUAUGUUGAAGUUACAGAUAAGAUAAAAUUGUCAUCUUUGAAUGGUAGGAAUGUUGUUAAGGGUUUGAUUGAUAAUGAGGAAAAGUUUAAUGGUGUUAUGGUUGAGAAUCAUAAAAAUGGUAGAAGGAAGAAACAAGUUGGUGAAGCUGGAUACCAGAUGCUGCAGUCUAUUGGGAGUUUAUUUCAGGAAAAUUUGCGAAGCUCGAAUUUUAACAAAGUCAGAGAAAAUGUGGAGAAACCGUUGGAUCAAACUCGAGGGAACGGUGCUUUGCCUCCGGUUGAAGAUAGACCUUUGAAUUUGGUUGAUGAUAGUAAUAAAGUAAAUGGCAAGUUGGAUUCUUCUCAAGACUUGAUUACUAACUCUGUUUCGGAUAUGACCAGAAAUGGAAAUAGAAGUAGUACUAAUACUGAGAAAGAAAAUUUUGAGGUAGGGGAUAAUCGCAGAAGGGCUGACAAAUUCCCUGACAAAAAAGAGUAUAGUUACCGGAAUAAAGAAUUGAGGUUCUCAAAUAACCGCAGCAUCUCUUUGAAGAUGGAUUCAAGCAGCGUGACAGACAUGUGGGAAUCCCAGGAUAAUCAGCUUAAUUCUGAAAGGUUUAAAGUUAGAAUGAAACGCGUGGAGAGCGAGACUUCCUUUUUGCGUGAGCAAUUGCUCGAUCAAGACCAUGAAACUUUCAGGUCUUCUCUUGGCAAGAGGGAUAGUGAGUCUGAUAAUAGGUCUCAAUAUAAAGAAGAUAGAGAUAGGGUGAAUUAUGAUGUCAAUUUCAAUCUUGAUGAUAACUUGUCUGAGAGUGAGAAUGAAUUCGACGGCCCUUCAUCUACAAACUUUUCAGAUGAUAUGAUGUUUGAUAGGUAUCUUGGUGAAGCAAUGGAUCUUCUAAAACAAUCAAAAGAGUUUGUAAAAGGUAUUUAUGAUGGCGAACAAGCUGAAAUCAUGUUAUACAAGUCUGCAAACUUACUCUCCAAAGCUGUGGACUUGAAGCCUAUGAGUUUGUUGGCUGUAGGACAGCUAGGAAACACUUAUCUUCUUCAUGGAGAAUUAAAGUUGAAGAUUAGUCGUGAACUAAGAACUCUUCUUUCGGGAAGCACUCGUCCGUCAUCUGCAAAACAUAGUAGAAUAUUGAAGGAAUUGAGAAAUAAAAUUUCCAGUAAAGAAGAAGCUAUGCAAUUGCUUAUUGAUGUAUGUGAAGAGUGUGAAGAGCUACUGGUGAAUGCAGGAAGAAAGUAUAGACUAGCAUUGUCAAUUGAUUCAAAUGAUGUGAGAGCCCUAUAUAAUUGGGGCCUUGCACUCUCUUUCCGUGGUCAAUUGAUAGCAGAUAUUGGUCCGGGUGCAGCUUUUGAGGCUGAAAGGGUAUUCUUGGCGGCAAUUGACAAGUUUGAUGCUAUGCUGUUGAAAGGCAAUGUUUAUGCCCCAGAUGCGUUGUUCAGAUGGGGUGUAGCUUUACAGCAGAGAUCUCGGUUAAGGCCAGGAAGUAGUAAGGAGAAGUUAAAGUUACUUCAGCAGGCUAAAAGGCUAUAUGAAGAUGCUCUUGAUAUGGACUCCAAUAACAUGCAAGUGAAAGACGCCUUAUCUUUGUGUGUCUCUGAGCUUAACUAUAGACAAUUUUAGUCAAUUCACGAAAGAGCUAUCCAGAAGAAUCCGUUAUACUACUAUUAUUAUACCUGCUUUGGAUCCAGCAGCCAGCAGGUAUAUCUGCAUAAUAAGUGGCCUUUAGUGUAAAUGAGUUAUAAUUCCCAGUUUCCUCUUCUUCCUAUUGAUUUUUCAGAGAAUUAUACAAAGACAAUAGGUAUAAUAAGUUAAUAACAGUAAUAAUAAAGGUUAAAUAAAACCAUUUUUCCUUUAUAUUUUUCAAUUCUACCAUCAAUGUCCAAUUCAGUUAUCAUGAAUUUUUGUUAUAUGGAUAUAAAAUAAUAUCUCUGAUAAUACUCAUUGUGGCACACACUUGAGUGAUUUUUCCUUCUUGUUUUGUUGCAUGGUAAACUAUAGGCUAGUUUAUAUCAUUCUAGGUCUAGGGUUAAAUUUCAAAUUAGUAAUUGUGUUUAAGAUCUUACUGCUGCCUCUAUUUUUAAAAUGGACAAUUUCUGAAAAAA
Messenger RNA from Trifolium pratense (red clover), 2903 nucleotides. RefSeq lists its product as uncharacterized. The record is from RefSeq and is a predicted model, not a curated record. The coding region runs from base 217 to 2421 and encodes 734 amino acids. Gene Ontology annotation, molecular function: protein binding. Lineage: Eukaryota; Viridiplantae; Streptophyta; Magnoliopsida; Fabales; Fabaceae. The transcript is spliced from 4 exons.